Messenger RNA from Haliotis rufescens (red abalone), 9278 nucleotides. RefSeq names its product cytoskeleton-associated protein 5-like. The transcript has 47 exons. Gene Ontology annotation, cellular component: kinetochore; microtubule plus-end; centrosome. Gene Ontology annotation, biological process: establishment or maintenance of microtubule cytoskeleton polarity; microtubule polymerization; mitotic spindle organization. Bases 110 to 6067 code for a protein of 1985 amino acids. Gene Ontology annotation, molecular function: microtubule plus end polymerase activity; microtubule plus-end binding. The record is from RefSeq and is a predicted model, not a curated record. Lineage: Eukaryota; Metazoa; Mollusca; Gastropoda; Lepetellida; Haliotidae.
CGACCAAUCCCGAAUUUGUUCUGUUCAGUUUUCAAAAUGGACUGAAGAAGUAUGAUAAGAGAUUGUCAUUUGUUUACUUGACGAUAUUUACACACAAAAGUGAUCCAAUAUGGGGGAUGAUUCAGAAUGGAUGAAACUCCCCACAGAGGAAAAGUGCACCCACAAGGUAUGGAAGGCCCGUGUAGCGGGUUACGAGGAAGCAGGCAAACUGUUCCAGCGCAUUGACGAUGAAAAGAGUCCUGAAUUCAACAAGUAUGCGGGUUUGAUGAAGAAAUUUGUGACUGACAGCAAUGCUGUAGCUCAGGAAAAGGCUCUGGAUGCUGUUCUACAUUUUUUGGAAAAUGCACAUGUGGCUGCAAGGACGACAGCUGAUGUAGUGGCUGGUGUGGUUUCAAAAUGUCUGAAUGCCAGCAAGACGAAGACAAAGGAGAAAGGCAUGGAGAUCAUCAUGAUGUACAUCGAGAUAGAGAAACCAGAUGUUGUCCAGGAACAACUUCUUGCUGGUCUUGAAAACAAACAGCCGAAAAUAGUCGUUGGUUGCAUUCAAGCCUUAACAAUCGCCCUCAGAGACUUUGGUUCAAAGACGAUACAGAUCAAGCCUUGCCUGAAGGUGCUGCCCAAGUUGUUGGAGGACCGAGACAAGAAUGUUCGUGAGGAGACGAAGCAGUUCAUCAUUGAGUUGUACAGAUGGAUUGGGGGAGCCCUGAAGCCACAGAUGUCCCACUUCAAGCCUGUUCAGGUUCAAGAGCUGGAGGCUGAGUUCGAGAGGCUACCAAAUGAGAAGCCUGUUCAGACCCGCUUCAUGAAGUCCCAGCAAGACCUGAAAGCCAAGAUAGAGGAACAGCAAGCUGCCGCAGCUUCAGGGGAGGCUUCUGGAGGAGAUGGUGCUGCUGAAACAGAAGAGAUUGAUCCAUUUGACCUCAUCGAGGCUGUAGACAUACUGGCAAAACUCCCCAAGGAUUUCUUCGAUCAAAUAGAGGCCAAGAAAUGGCAGGAGAGGAAGGAGGCCCUAGAUGCCCUCCAGAAACUGACAGACUCCCCAAAGAUUGAAAACGGGGACUUCGGUAAUGUUAUCCGAGCCCUUCUGAAGGUUAUAGCCAAGGACACCAAUGUGAUGCUGGUUGCUCUCGCCGGCAAGUGUCUUUCCGGCAUAGCCAAAGGCCUGAGGAAGAAGUUCCAGCCAUACGCUCAUCAGUGUGUGUCAGGAAUCAUUGAGAAGUUCAAAGAAAAGAAAGUAGCAGUGGUGACCUCCCUCCGCGAGGCUAUCGAUGCUUCCUUUGCAGGGACCUCACUGGAUCAAAUAAUGGAGGACUGUGUCACUGCCCUGGAAAACAAGAACCCCUCUAUCCGAGCCGAGACAGCUCAGUUCCUUGCAAGAUGUUUUGCCAAGAGUACAGUGGGGACCCUGCCGAAGAAACUGUUGAAGGGCUACUGCUCUAGUCUCUUGAAGAGUAUCAAUGACACAACCCCUGACGUGAGGGAAGCAUCCUUCCAGGCUCUAGGGACAGCCAUGAGGGUCGUCUCGGAGAAGAACAUCGCUCCUUUCCUCAAUGAUGUAGACACCCUGAAGAUGCAGAAGAUCCAAGAGUGCUGUCAAAAUGCUGUGUUGCUAAAUGCCCGGGGGGAGCCAAGGCAGGGUGGGGGUGGAGCAGCUGCCGCUCCUGCCCCCAAGAAAAAUGAGCCCAAGCCUGUUACCCGACCUCCAGCCAAACCAACAGCACGGGCUACAGACUCUAAUUCAGGGGCCAAGCCCGCUGCCAAAGGAGGACCCCCGGGGAAGAAAAAAGUGGGUGGGGACAAAGGCAAGGGAAAGAAGGGCGGGGCAGCGAAGGAGGAACCAACCGAAUCUAUCCUUGCAGACGAAGUUGUAGAGGAGAAGGCUGCAGCGGCUCUGUCAGCUGAUGUUAUAUCCGGACUGUCCAACUCCAACUGGAAACUCAGGCUGGCUGCCAUGGAGACGUUCUCACAGAACGUGAAGGGAAUGAGCAAGGAGGAGAUACAGACACAAGUGUUUGUGAGAACACUCACCAAGAAACCUGGCCUGAAGGACACCAACUUCCAGGUCUUGAAACUGAAACUGGAGCUCAUCGGCUACUUGGGACAGAAUUCUGCGUUCACAAAGACGACUGCGGAGUUCUGUCUAUCGGACAUUGUAGACAAGGUUGGGGACGUGAAGAAUGGCAGUAUCGCACAGGAAGCUCUGAGUUGUAUUGCGGAGGCCACGUCACUGCAGUUUGUCAGUAGCGAGGUUAUUAGGUGUGCUUUUGAACAGAAAAACCCAAAGAACCAAUCGGAGUCCAUGGUCUGGUUGACACAGGCGGUACGAGACUUCGGAUUCAAAGUAAACAUUAAGCCAAUGAUCGAGAAUAUCAAGAAGGCACUGGCUGCUACCAAUCCAGCAGUGAGAGGGGCAGCUAUCGGCCUGCUAGGUACAGUGCACCUGUACAUGGGGCCACAACUCAGGAUGUUCUUCGAGGAUGAAAAGGCUGCCCUGCUGCAGCAGAUUGAUGCCGAGUUUGAGAAGAACAAGGACCAGAAGCCCCCUGCCCCGACACGUGGAAUUGUUGCUGUGGAGGAGGAGGAUGAGGAGGAGAACGGUGGGGAUGGUGGCGGUGGCGCAGCGGAAGAGGUCAACGUGCAGGAUCUCAUGCCCAGGAAUGACAUCUCUGAGAAGAUCACAGAGGAGCUGCUGGCCGAGUUGGCUGACAAGAACUGGAAGGUUCGAGCUGAGGCGCUACAGAAGGUUAUCGCCAUAUUGAAUGAGGCCAAGUUCAUCAAGUCCAGCAUUGGAGAACUGGCCUCUGCAUUGAAAACCAGACUCAGUGACGCAAAUAAGAUUUUAGUAAACAACACUAUCGGAAUCUGUCUGAGCUUGGCGACGGCGAUGGGUCCUCACUGCAAGCAUCACAUCAAGAACAUCGGACCAGGUCUCAUCAGUUGUAUGGCCGACGGAAAGCCUCAGGUCCGGGCAGCGACGGUGAACGCCCUGAACGCUUGGGUGGAUCAGUGCACCCUGACUCCCCUGGUGGAGAGCGAGGCCAUCUUUGACGGACUGAAGACAGAAAACCCCAACCUUAGAACAGAGCUGUUGAACUGGUUGGUGGAAAAACUUCCCACUCACAGAGUCCUUCCCACAGAGCUGAGGAUGUGCGUGCCAGUUGUCCUUGCCUGUCUGGAGGACCGGAACGCUGAUGUCCGCAAGAAAGCCCAGGAAUCUCUCGUCCCAUUCAUGAUUCAUACAGGCUAUGAUUCAUUCUUUAAAGCUACCUCAAAGCUAAAGCCGGCAUCCAAGGAUCAGAUCGUGAAGAUCAUCGAGGCUGCGCGGGCGAAUCUCCCUGCUAAGGCACCUAAAGGCAAGAAGGCAAGUGCCCCUGCUGCAGCACCACCUCCAUCAGCGUCAUCACGGUUUGACGAGCCGGAGGAGCCAGCUAAACAAGCCAAGGCCGAGCCCAAGUCAAAGGCGGUGAAGGGCAAGGGAGCCAAGGCUCCUGCCUCAUCAGGGAAGAAGAAGGAGGAAGAGGAGACUGGUCCCCCCAUUACACUCAUGGUCCCCAAGGAGCAGAGGUUCAAGGAUGAGAAAAACAUGAAGGUGCUGAAGUGGAACUUCCUGGAGGUGCGCGGGGAAUAUGUGGAGCAGCUGCGCACACAGAUGGAGAAGAACUUCAGCAAGAGCACCAUGGACCAGUUGUUCCACAACGACUUCAAGUUCCACAUCAAAGCCAUCCAGGUGUUCAUCAAGUGCCUCGACACGCACACAGAGGAGACUGUGGGAAACCUGGACCUGAUCCUCAAGUGGAUUACGCUGCGGUUCUACGACACCAACCCCAGUAUGCUGAACAAGGCCCUGGAGUUCCUGGAUAAGUUGUUCUCCAUGCUGGCCGACUCCGACUACCACCUGGCCGACAUCGAGGCCAUUUCUUUCAUACCUUAUCUUGUCCUCAAGGUGGGGGAAUCUAAAGACAACGUACGGCGUGAAGUGCGGAAAAUCUUCAAGCUCAUCUGCAAGGUGUACCCGGCCAGCAAGAUGUUCUCACAUCUCAUCGAUGGCCUCAAGUCAAAGAACUCCAAACAGAGAGCAGAGUGUCUGGAUGAGCUGGGGAGCCUCAUUGAGUCGUACGGCAUCACCAUAUGUCAGCCGUCUCCGGCCCACGCCCUCAAGAUCAUCGCCCAGCAGAUCAGUGACCGGGACACAUCUGUCAGGAAUGCAGCCCUCAACACGGUUUUAACAGCACACACUAUCCUGGGCGACGGGCUCUACAAGUACAUAGGCCACUUGGCAGAGAAGGAUCAGAGUCUUCUGGAAGAGAGAAUCAAGAGGUCAGCAAAGACCAGACCACCUCCAAAACAGGAAGAAAGGCCGAAGACAGCACCACUAACACAGAAAACUAUGUCCCAACCCAAUAUUCCUCGUGCCAACUCUGCGAUGCAGAAGUCUUCCUCCUCCAACUCCGUGAAGCGCGAGUUUGCUCUGGACAUCGACACGGAGCCCACCAAUUCCUACGACAUGCCACAGCUGAUUCAGCACGAUCUAGAUGACAUCUACGAGCCGGUCAAACUACCCAAGAUUAAAGCCAGGCCCCCAUCUCCCUCGAUGAAGCUGCUCAACUCCAACGAUGCUGCGGCAACCAUUGGCUUCGUCAUAUCACAGAUCACCAGUCCCGACAUCACAACAUGUAUUCAAGCCCUGGUCCAGGUUGAUGAGGUGUUGAAGGACGAGGAGAGGGCAGAGAUCAUGGCGGGUCACGUGGACCAGCUGCUGCUGACGCUGUCCAUGCAGUUCAAGAUGGUGUACUCCACCCACAUGGGGGACGAGGACACCCCGAAGGACGACGUGGUCAGACUCUACAGAUGUCUGCUGGGAACACUACUAGCAAUCCUCCAGACCCAGCGUCUGGCCAAGAAGGCUGGCAAGGACAUCCUGAAGGACGUGGUCAACUCACUAAUCACCAUCCUGCUGGACAGUCGCCUGAUGGAGCUGGAGGAGGGGCCCCAGGUCGUCCGCUCCGUCAACGUCACCGUCGUCAAGAUCGUCGAGAAGACCGACCACACCAGCAUCACAGGUGCCCUGAUUCGGCUCCUACAAGACUGUGUGAGCAGUGAGACAUGCACCAGCAAGUUCCUAGACCUCAUCAUGAAGUGUCUGUGGAAGAUGAUCCGGAUGUUGCCCGACAUCAUCAAUGACCUGAACGUGGAUCGCAUCCUCAUGGACUGCCAUCUCUUCCUGCGUGCGUUCCCCUCCAGCUCCUGGAAGGACAAGGGGAGUGACCUCCCCUUGAGGACCAUCAAAACCAUUUUACAUUCCCUGGCUCGACUCAAGGGUCAUAAGAUUCUGUACCACACUGGGAUGAUCGAGAGCUCCGAGAACUCCGAGGUGGAGGCAUACCUCCAGAAGGUUCUCAAAAACGAUGUCGCUGCCACAAAUGCUAAAAAUGAUGAGCUGAAUGACAACAGGGAGAAGACACCAAAGAGUUCAACAAAAACGAAAAGAUUCUCCAAAACAACACAUGACAUGUUGGCAGAGAUUUUCAAGAAGAUUGGUGCCAAGGAAAACACUAAAGAGGGCCUGAAUGACCUGUAUGACUUCAAGAGGAAGUACCCUGAUGCCGACCUGGAACCCUUCCUCAAAAAGUCUUCCCAGUUCUUCCAGAAUUACAUCGAGCGUGGCCUGCGCGGCAUCGAGGAGGAGAGGAUGGGAUCAUCAGGUGAAUCUGGCAUCAUUCCUGUCUUGAUGUCAUCCACAUCAUCAUCGUCAUCGGGUCCAAGUGUGGGAUCUGGCGAGGAGAAGGAGGACCCCAACUACUUCCGCGAGAGACUGAAGAUGCUCCGGGUCAAGUGUGGCCUUGACCACAACAAGGAGGCCGGGGAUCCCGAUCCCAGCAACACUGACGGCAUUGACCUCCUAGGUAGCACUGAAGAAAUCGACGAAGCUACCUCCCUUGAUGACGACAAACAGCAGGAGAACAUCGACCCCGAACCUCCUCAGCCCACCAACCCUGCCGUCUCCGUAGAUGUGUCCGAUCUGAAAAUGAGGCUUGAAAGAAUUAAAAAGCUGGCGAACAAAAGCUGAGAUGAUCCAAGAAAAUCACAGAAAUGAGCUGGUUAAACAAAACAUGGAGGGCCUGCUUCAGCAUUGUGGACUUCCUGAGCAAUGUGUCGGCCACUGGUGGGACUCUGCUUUAUUUAUGUGCCUGCUUACAUCGUCUCACCAGAGGACGGACUCACCAACUUUGUGAUAAACAGUCAACAUUGCCCAGCAUUGUCAGUGUGUCCCAGCUUGUUUGUUUACUGAAUCUGCGACCUACAAACUGUAUAUUUACUGUAAUCUUAUUUAUGAUUCUCUAUCAAUAUGCCAUGUUGGCUGCAAAUCCACAGUGAAACUUGAUGGUCACGUUGGUGUAUUGAAGUGGCUUGCAGACUUAAGGCUAAUCUUGUACAGGUACACAAAAUCCAGAUGUCAAAGAUCUUCUCGAAGCUUUGUUUGCUGAACUUGCUUGGUGAGAAUCUGAAGAUACGAAGCUGAUCUGAUUUGAUACAUGAUGAAGUGCUAUUGUUGUUACAUUAUUGUUACCUGCAGCUUCCAGUGUACGUUGAGUGUUGUUGCAGCAUCUGUUUCUCCAUCUUCCCCAGGGGCGGUCAGGUAGCCUAAUGGUUAAAGCGUUCGCUCGUCACGUCGAAGACCCAGGUUCGAUUCCCGACAUGGGUACAAUGUGUGAAGCCCAUUUCUGGUGUCCCCUGCCGUGAUAUUGUUGGAAUAUUGCUAAAAGUGGCGUAAAACAAUACUCGCUUACUCCAUCUUCCCCACAUUUAUCUGAUGAAGGUGUACAUGUCACGUCCACGAUUGGACUGUUCAGAUCUCGCACACUCGUACUUACUGAAGAAAGUUUGAGCAGAAUCUAUGAAGUGCUAUUUGAGCACUGUUAGAGAUGGCUACAUGUCUUUUAGUCCAAAACUAGUCAAAAUCUUGAGAGACUAGUUGAUUUAUUCCAGAAUCUAGUUAUUUACAUCAAUCAGCAUAUUGAAAUGAGUUGUGGACAAGUAGCAUAUGACUAACGGUGUCAACCGCCAUGAAGACUUAUAACUAACCCAUCCCCAUCAAUCCAGGGUAUUAUAUCUCCAUAAUAAAUACCCUGGACCCAUGCACGUCCAUAGCUUCAUUUCAGAAGUGACGUUUCCAUUUCCAUAGAGCCAUGUGAUUCAAAUAAUAGGUAUGACUCAAAAAGAAAUCAUGGAGAUAUGAUAAACUGGAUAAACAAGGAUGAUGUAACCAGGUACCAAUAUUUCAAGAUGGAUAAGGGCGGUCAAGUAGCCUCGUGGUUAAGGCGUUCGCUUGUCACGCCGAAGACCCGGGUUCAAUUCCCGACAUGGGUAGAAUGUGUGAAGCCAAUUUCUAGUGACCCCAGCCGUGAUAUUGCUGGAAUAUUGCUAAAAGAGGCGUAAAACCAUACUCACUCGCUCAAGAUAGGUAAUAUACUCGGAACGAAUGCUGUAAGAGUUUGUGAAAAUAGCAUAGUUUACUUAUGAAAAGAAAACUUCAAAGGUAUUUAUCAAAAUGAAAUAACUCAAUUGUUUUUAUGGUCAAGAACAGUUCUGCAAUGUCAUCAAAAUAGGUUUUAGGUUGAACAUUGAUAUGUUCGUGACUAGAUAGUUCUGAUCAGAGGCAAUAGUGUUGUGUUUGAUGGGCCUACAGUAAGGGCAGGAACAGGUCUGGACGAUUGCUUGUUUCACAGUUCAAGGCUGUGUGAGGCAACUUGCUACACACAAAUUCACAUGCGAUAUACCCUUCAAACUUGGGUCGUUGGACAGUGUUCAGGUUAUGCACCCAAAUAAAUGACAUCAUCAUAUGUUACAGAAAAAGGUCAAAUCUUCAAGGUCAGGCAUGUCUUGACUUAGUGUUUCUCCUUGGCAGAUUAAAUGAGUGUUCAGAAUAGUUCAUGGGAAGAUUUUGAUUCACUUACUAUGUUACAACAUCACAGGCAGAACGUUGGUUCCUUGUUACCAUGUUGCUUGACCUGCGUCUAGGUUGUAUAUAAACACUACAUAGUGAAAGUUAUAUGUAUGAAUCAAGGAUAUCCCCACAUGCUCAUUAUCCGUGUCAUGAGUAUAUACAAAGUAUGUUCUGACGUCUGUGUCCAUGAACCGGUGUGUUACUUACUGCUAAACAUAGCAUCUUCAAGUCACUACCGGGGUAGAGGUAUAUUAUACCUGGCCCCGAUUUCUCAAAACAAACUUAUAUUCAAAACUGACUUAAGUUCGAGGUUUUACUCAAAUUUGAGAAAACUCAGAAAAAUGGAUUUCUGAAACAAAACUAAGUUUAAACUGAGUUCGAAACCCCGUAAAACUUAAGUUAGCCUAUAUGGUAACUUUAGUUAGCUUACAUGGUAACUUAAGUUUUAAUGCAAAUAGAUGUAAGCAGUGAUUGAGGAGGAGAGGUGUUAUUUCUUGGAGGCUUACCGAGCGUGAAAACCCACUGGAAUUAAUGUCGGAUGACGGUUUAUUCCUUAGAUUUAUGUUUCGAGCAGAAACGGAUGUAUACAACUGCUGAGUUUGAUUCAAGAAAUGCUACUGAGAUUUGAGUAUAAACUUAAAGUUUGUUUUGAGAAUUCUGGCCCUGUUCUCUGAUAACAUCUCUCUCCGCAUUAUCGGGUGUGCUUUUUAUUUUGUGUGAGAUUUUUAUCUGUUUGUACAGGGUAAACAGUUCGUUUUUUCUAGCCCAAAUAAUAACAUAUAGGCACAUUGUUGCCCAGCGAGUACCAUUAGCAAUGGACAGACCACUGUGACCAUGAGUGCUGAAUGUUUCUCCACGAUCCUCUUGCUACCCCCCUCCAGUCAUCACGUGACCAUUUUGAACAGGAGCAUUUAUCUUUGUUUAUAUUGAUUUUGAUCGGGAUGUUUCUUCAGUCAGAGGAUUCAAUCUGAUUGGUUUAGUGUUAGCAGCAAGGAACCCACUGCACAAAAUCGUCAUAGCUGCGGCCUUUUUUCGUCCCGCACGUCAACAUUGACUUAUUACAGCGAUUGCGCUUUGGUAGGCAUCUCGGAGCCCAUUUCUCAAAGCUGUUUUAGGGCCAUGACUGUUGUAAGUCUGUGUUGAAACUUAUGAGUUGUGUCAACUUAGUGCUAUGACUCCUUUGUGAAACUGGUCCCUUGCUCAUUUUUUUAGUCUGAUUAGGUUCAUGUUAUUUUCAGUCCUACAAUGUGAUCCCAAAACAUGUUCAAUUCGUUACUUGUAUAGAACAGUUAGUCUGUUCCGUUCUCAUGUUCAUUAAAUAUAUCAGCAUUGA